AUGUGGUCCCCCGCAUGGUCUCUCGUGACCGUCAGCUUCUUCGUACACGCCGUAGACGGGUCACCUCGCAACGAGCACAGGGCAUCAUCUACUAGCUCAGUCAUUGAGAUUGCUGGUGGGCGCUCGUUUACCGUUCCUCCCGGAUACACGCCGACGGCUGCCGUCCCGCUGCCCAAGUACAUGGUGGACAACCAACACAACUACUUCCACGCAGCUCCAGACAACUCGUACUGGCUGGCCAACAUGGGACAUGGUUCUUUUCCCUACGCACCUUCAGGCUACCCGGUUUGGCGCAAUGUCAGGGACUACGGCGCCAGAGGAGAUGGCGUAACAGACGACACGCAGGCCAUCAUGAGAGCGGUGGAGGACGGUGGCCGCUGCGGGCUGCUCUGCGGGUCUACGAGCGUCCUCGGCGGCGUGGUGUUCUUCCCGGCGGGCACAUACAUGGUCUCGUCGCCCAUCAUCCAGUACUACUUCACGCAGUUCAUCGGCGACCCGACGAACAAGCCGACCAUCAAGGGCCUGCCCACGUUCCAGGGCAUCGCGCUCAUCGACACGGACGUGUACAUCCCCGGCGGCAACGGAAGCCAGUGGUACGUCAACCAGAACCAGUUCUUCCGGCAGGUGCGCAACUUCGUCAUCGACCUCACGGCCAUGCCCAACGAGAACACGUCGGGCGAGCAGACGUACGUGCCGACGGGCAUCCACUGGCAGGUGGCCCAGUCGACGUCGCUGCAGAACAUCGACUUUGUGAUGCCGCUCGGCGGCGGCACCACGGCGGUCGGCAUCUUCGCCGAGAACGGGUCGGGCGGGUUCAUGAGCGACCUGACCUUCUUCGGCGGCAACAUCGCCAUGCGCGUCGGCAGCCAGCAGUUCACGGCGCGGGCCAUCACCAUCACGCUGCCGGCCACGGCCGUGUCCAUGAUCUGGGACUGGGGCUGGACGUGGCAGGACAUCACCGUCGACGCGGCCUUCGUCGCCUUCGACUGCACCAACUUCGGCGGCGACGGCGCGCAGGGCACCGGCAGCCUGACCGUGGUCGACUCGCACUUCAUCUCGGUGCCCUUCGCGAUCCCGGUCGCGCGCGACAUUGACAAGCGGCCGGCCAUCACGCUCGACAACCUGCGCAUCGAGGGCAACACGCCGUCCGUCGUGCUGGUCAGCGGCGGCGAGACCAUUCUCGAGGGCGUCACGGGCGGGGGAUCGGCCACCAUCCGGUCACGGGUCCGGCUCCAGCGUCACGGGCCACAUCGACCCGCCCCCGGCCAAGCCGGCGGUGCUGCUGGACGGGGCGGCGGCGGCGGGUCGGGCAAGUUCUUCACGCGCUCCAAACCGCAGUACGAGACGCUCGCGGCCGGGUCGUUCGUCAGCGUGGCCGACUUCGGCGCGGCGAGCCCCGGCAGCGCCGCCAUGUGGGACUCGCACGUUCGCAUCGGCGGGACGGUUGGGUCCGAGUUGCAGUUUGCCGACUGUCCGGCUGGUGCCACGGCCGACGCCAACUGCUUCGCUGCCUCGCUGAUGAUGCAUAUCACGUCCGGCGCGUCGGGCUACUUUGAGAACUGCUGGGUGUGGACGGCCGACCACGAUCUGGACAUUCCCUCCCAGGACCGCAUCAAUGUGUUGGUUGGCCGCGGCCUGCUGGUCGAAGACAUCGACGGACCCAUAUGGCUCUGGGGCGGCGCUGUCGAGCAUGCCGCGCUGUGCCAGUACAACUUCUACCGGGCGUCCAACGUCUUUGCCGGCCACAUCCAAACCGAGUUGCCAUACUACCAGCCGACGCCCGCCGCCACCGACGUGUUCCCCCUGGGCGUCUACGCCAGCGACCCGGACUUCGCCGACUGCAACCCGAUGGACGAGAGCUGUCUGUAUUCGUGGGCGGUCAUGAUCAACAACUCGUCCGACGUGCUCAUCUACGGCGCCGGGCUGUACAGCUGGUUCGACAGCUACACGCAGGAGUGUCUUGUCCCCGAGGACUGCCAGACUCGCCUGAUGCAGACCUCGAACUCGCGGCGGGUGUGGAUGUUCAGCCAGUAUACCAAGGGCGCGACCGAGGCGGUCUCGCCGCUCGGGGGCAUCAGCCCGGCAUUGCAGCGCGACAACCGCAACGGCUUCCUGACCGCCAUCAGCGCGUGGCUCGCCCUGUCCUCCUCCGACGCCGCCCAGCGCGGCGGCUAUGCGAGUGUGAGCGACCAUCCCACGCCGGACAAAGUGCUGCCCGUGCCCGACCUCGCAUCGGCAUGCGGCAACGUUCAGGCCGGCCAGACCAUGACGCUGUCCGCAGCAUGCGCCAGCGCCAUCCGGGCGGCCCUCCCCACUUCGGGCGCGAACAACCAACCGCCGGGGCCGUCCAACUGCCAGGAGACGUGCAACUUGUAUCGCAGGGUCACGGGAACAUGCUGCGGAGCCGGCGGGUCGGCCGGGUUCGGCAUCGAGAUCCCACCGGGCCAGGAACUGCCGGCCCCGCUGCCCAUCCCGGCUGGCUUCCGCCCGGGCUUGUCGGCGACUCUCGUACGGCGGCGGCGGCGACAACGACGUCGACAACGACGUCGACAUCUGGCUGCCGCUCUUCUGGAUCCCCAUCCCGCUUCUCCCCGGUGCACCACGCUCCCACUCCCCCCGCCCCCGCCGUUGCUCUUCCCGCCGCCGGUCGACGUGCCCGACGACGAUCCCGCCGGCUGGCUGUUUGUCAGCAGCGAGCUGGAUGUCGACGGCUGGGGCAACGAGUCUCCUCCUCCUACCUCCACCAACCCCCCGACCACCACGCCGCCCGCGCCACCACCGCUGGGCAUCACGCUGUUCUGGGUCAACCAGAUCGCCAACGGCCAGAGCGCGACGAGCUACACCAUGCAGCUGCGCACUACCCCGUGCGACCGCGUCCCGAACACGCUCUUUGUGCAGCAGAUACGCGACGUGCCCGGGGGCAACAACCCGCCGGUCCCGGUCGGUAGUUUUGGCUUUCGUCUGCCGUCGGGGACCUGUUCCUGGGAGAAUGGCGACCCGGCGGGGCCCGGGAAUGUGAUUUGUACCGAAGGCGCCGGCACGGCUGUCAGGUAUUCGUGUGCCAGGGCGCCGAGCGGCGAGCAGCGCACUUGUGGUGUGACGGGUGUGUUGGCCACGCGCUAUGUGGCGCUGGUGGAAGGGUGGGGAUGGUUCCGCGAGCUCAUCGUUUUUCUUUAG
This is a messenger RNA of Chaetomium strumarium, 3177 nucleotides long. RefSeq names its product pectate lyase superfamily protein-domain-containing protein. Bases 1 to 3177 code for a protein of 1058 amino acids. Gene Ontology annotation, molecular function: polygalacturonase activity. Lineage: Eukaryota; Fungi; Ascomycota; Sordariomycetes; Sordariales; Chaetomiaceae. The transcript has 7 exons. The record is from RefSeq and is a predicted model, not a curated record.